Messenger RNA from Abrus precatorius (Indian licorice), 1111 nucleotides. RefSeq names its product KAT8 regulatory NSL complex subunit 3. The record is from RefSeq and is a predicted model, not a curated record. The coding region runs from base 77 to 763 and encodes 228 amino acids. Lineage: Eukaryota; Viridiplantae; Streptophyta; Magnoliopsida; Fabales; Fabaceae. The transcript has 6 exons.
AGUGAGAUUAAGUGGGAUAGGGUUAAGAUUACAACAAAAGCGUUUUUUAUUUUGGGGAAUUUUGCAUUGCGAAGGCAUGGAUUCGUUACCUCCCGCAAAGCGACGUCGUGAUAGCAAAGACGGCGAGGUUGAAGCUUCAACGCUUCAAAAGUUGUCACCGGUAGUGAUCUUCGCUCAUGGUGCUGGCGCUCCUUCCUCUUCUGAUUGGAUGCAAAGGUGGAAGAAUAUGUUGAAGGAGGCACUGCACGCUGUUGAUGUUGUCACUUUUGAUUAUCCUUACAUGUCGGGGAAAAAGAAGGCUCCUCCUAAGGCAGAAAAACUGGUGGAGUUUCACUCAAAUAUUGUCAAGGAAACUGAAACUAAGUACCCUGGUCACCCCCUCAUACUUGCAGGCAAAUCAAUGGGGUCAAGAGUUGGCUGCAUGGUGGCUAGCAUGGAAGACAUUAAUGUUUCUGCUGUAGUAUGCUUGGGCUACCCAUUGAAGGGAAUCAAUGGUGCGGUCAGAGAUGAAACAUUGUUACAGCUAACAGUUCCUACAAUGUUUGUACAGGGCAGCAAGGAUGCUCUGUGUCCACUUGACAAGUUACAAGCCACUAGGCAGAAGAUGAAAGCACCCAAUGAGCUACAUGUCAUUGAUGGUGGCGACCACUCUUUCAAGAUUGCUAAGAAGCACCUGCAAGCAAACAAUUCCACCCAACAUGAAGCUGAAGAUGUUGCUGUGCGGACCAUUGCCACUUACAUUUCCAGUACCCUUGAAGGAUGAUGUAUGCCCCUACCAUAUGUUGCGCUCUGUAGUGUAUCAAGAUUUGUAUAUACAGUUUGUUGCAUCUUGCUUGAUAGUUAUCUAUGUCUUGUUCUUGUAGGUGGGCUGUAAUUUUAUUUUGGGAUUUGUUUUUUCUUUUCAUUCCAGUAGAAUAGACAUGCAUUCAUUUCUCGCUGACAGAAUUGAUUAACCUACUUGUGUUAGUUUAGCUAAUAGCAGUUUCAUGUGUCCAUGUUAGCACUUGUUUGGAUAGGCAUUUUUAUCCUAGAGAAUCAUGUUUCAUGCCAUAACUGAAGUUUGAAAUUUGUGCCAACAGGUUUAUCAAUUUUGAAGCGAAAUUGAUUUUAC